GGCCGGAGCGAGCGCCAGCUCGUCCUCCGGGGCCCGCCGCGGCCGGCCGGAUGCCAGGGCGGGCAGGGCUGCGCGCAGGCGGGAGGGCGGGCGGAGGCGAGCAGGAAGCGCCGCUCCGCGGGGAGCCGAGGCCUCUGGGAGCCAGCGGGAGACGCCGGCCGGUGACUGUGGGCAGCAGUUGGGGCUAGAGGUGGUGUGCUAAGUCGUCCAGGCUCUGACCUCUCCGACCAUGACAUGGGGCCACCAUUUGCCCAGGGCCUCUCAUGGCCUUGGCCUGGGAAGAGCUCGCCGGCCAGCAGAUGAAUAUAUCCCCUUUCUGGCCCAUUGGAGUUGGCCGCCUGAGAGGGAGUGUCCCCUUGGGCCCUCCAGGGCCUUUAUCCGCCACCAUGGAAACUCAGCAAACAGUGAUCCCCCGUCAGGAAGGCUUGGACAGUUGUUCCGGAGUGUCUCUGCAACUGAAGCUAUACGGCAGCACCGCAAGAACCUGACUGAGUGGUUCAUCCGACUGCCCAGGGAAGAGCGGCAGUUCGGCCCCACCUUUGCCCUAGACACAGUCCAUGUAGACCCCGUGAUCCGUGAGAGCACCCCUGAUGAGUUGCUUCGCCCAGCAGCAGAGCUGGCCCUGGAGCACCGGCCACCUGCAGCGGGCCUGCCCCCACUGGCCCUGUCUCAGCUCUUUGACCCCGAUGCCUGUGGGCGCCGGGUGCAGACCGUGGUGCUCUAUGGGACGGUGGGCACAGGCAAGAGCACAUUGGUGCGCAAGAUGGUCCUGGACUGGUGUCAUGGGAAGCUGCCAGCAUUUGAGCUGCUCAUCCCCUUCUCCUGCGAGGACCUGUCCUCCCUGGGCCCUGCCCCGGCCUCUUUAUGGCGACUUGUGGCUCAGCGCUACACACCCCUGAAGGAUAUUCUGCCCCUCAUGGCUGCUGCGGGAUCCCGCUUGCUGUUUGUGCUCCAUGGCCUGGAGCGGCUCAACCUUGACUUCCAGUUGGCCGGAACAGGGCUUUGCAGCGAUCCGAGGGAGCCAGUGGCGCCUGCUGCCAUUGUCGUCAACCUGUUACGCAAAUACAUGCUGCCUGAUGCCAGCAUUCUGGUGACCACCCGGCCUUCUGCCAUCGGCUGCAUCCCCAGCAAGUACGUGGGCCGAUAUGGUGAGAUCUGCGGCUUCUCUGACACCAACCUACAGAAGCUUUACUUCCAGCUUCGCCUCAACCAGCCGGACUGUGGGCACAGCCCUGGGGGUGCUGGUGUCUCAGCCACACCGGCUCAGCGUGAAAACCUGGUGCAGAUGCUCUCGCGGAACCUGGAGAGCCACCACCAGAUCGCUGCCGCCUGCUUCCUGCCCUCCUAUUGCUGGCUGGUCUGUGCCACCUUGCACUUCCUGAGUACCCCCACCCCAGCAGGCCAGACCCUCACGAGCAUCUACACCAGUUUCCUGCGCCUGAACUUCAGUGGGGAAAUGCUGGACAGCACUGCCUCCUCCAGGAAGUCCCUGAUGGCCUAUGCAGCGCGAACCAUGGGCAAGCUGGCCUACGAGGGGGUGUCUUCCCGCAAGACCUACUUCUCUGAGGAGGAUGUCCGUGGCUGCCUCGAAGCUGGCAUCAAGACAGAAGAGGAGUUUCAACUGCUGCAUGUCUUUCGCCGGGAUGCCCUCAGGUUUUUUCUGGCCCCCUGCGUGGAGCCAGGGCACCUCGGCACCUUUGUGUUCACUGUGCCCGCCAUGCAGGAAUACCUAGCAGCCCUCUACAUCGUGCUGGGUUUGCAUAAGACCACCCUGCAGCGGGUGGGCAAGGAAGUGGCUGAGAUCACGGGCCGCGUCGGAGAGGAAGUCAGUGUGGUGCUGGGCAUCGUGGCCAAGCUGCUGCCUCUGCGGGCCCUGCCUCUGCUCUUCAACCUGCUCAAGGUGGUGCCCAAAGUGUUUGGGCGCGUGGUGGGCAAGAGCCGGGAGUCGGUGGCCCAGGCCAUGGUGCUGGAGAUGUUCCGAGAGGAAGACUACAACAACGAUGAUGUCCUGGACCAGAUAGGUGCCAGCAUCCUGGGUGUGGAGGGCCCCCGGCGCCACCCAGACGAGCCCCCCGAGGAUGAGGUCUUUGAGCUCUUCCCCAUGUUCAUGGGUGGGCUUCUCUCAGCUCACAACCGGGCUAUGCUGGCUCAGCUUGGCUGCCCCAUCAAGAACCUGGAUGCCCUGGAGAACGCCCAGGCCAUCAAGAAGAAGCUGGGCAAGAUGGGCCGGCGGGUGCUGCCCCCAUCAGAGCUCCUUGACCACCUUUUCUUCCACUAUGAGUUCCAGAAUCAGCGCUUCUCUGCUGAGGUGCUCAGCUCCCUGCGCCAGCUCAACCUGACUGGGGUGCGCAUGUCACCCCUCAAGUGCACAGUGGUGGCCACUGUGCUGGGCAGCGGAAAGCAUGCUCUGGACGAGGUGAACUUGGACUCCUGCCAGCUGGACCCUGCAGGGCUGCGCACACUCAUGCCUGUCCUCCUGCGUGCCAGGAAGCUGAGCUUGCAACGCAACAGCCUGGGCCCCGAGGCCUGCAGGGACCUUCGAGACCUGCUGCUGCAUGACCAGUGCCAAGUUGCCACCUUGUGGUUGUCCAAUAACCCAGUAACGGCAGAGGGUGUAGCCCUGCUGCUGGAGGGGCUGGCAGGAAACACCUCGCUCACACACCUGUCUCUGCUGCACACGGGGCUUGGGGACGAGGGCCUGGAGCUGCUGGCUGCCCAGCUGGACCGUAGCCAAGGACUACAAGAGCUGAACGUGGCCUACAAUGGCGCUGGCGAUGCAGCGGCCCUGGCACUGGCCAAGGCUGCUCGAGAGCACCCUUCCCUGGAGCUGCUACAGCUCUACUUCAAUGAGCUGAGCUCAGAGGGCUGCCAGCUCCUGCGGGACUUGGGGGCCACUGCUGAAGGUGGUGCCCGGGUUGUGGUGUCACCGACAGAGGGGACAUCCGUGUCUGAUUACUGGUCGGUGAUCCUCAGUGAAGUCCAGCGGAACCUCAACAGCUGGGAUCGGGGCCGGGUCCGGCGCCACCUUGACCUGCUGCUGCGGGAUUUGGAAGCCAGCCGAAGUAGCACUCUCAAUCCUUGGCGCAAGGCCCAGCUGCUGCGCGUGGAGGGGGAGGUCAAGGCCCUGCUGGAGCAACUGGGAGGCCCUGGGAGCUGAGACGGUGGUAGCAUGCACCUAGAUGGAUGAUCCCUGCCCCCAAACCUCUUUCUUCUAUGGCCUCCUGGCUUUUGUUCUUCCUUCUAGAAAGGUCCCCCAGGCUGGCGGUAAAGGAAUGGGCAUAGCACGGAAUGUGCCAGUUGUCCUGGGCAUGUCCAACCAGGGUUCCCAAGUCUGAGGUUUCCAGACACAGAACGUGCCCCCUCUCCCUUUGGCUAGAGCGACCGGAGGACGUGGCGUGUUGGUGACCAAAUUGCCCUGUGGCCAUGGCCUCGUCGCCAUCCCUGCCUCUCCACCUCCAGGAGCCUCUGACUGUCCACCAGAGGGCACACUGCUGCCUGCCUCCCCAGGUGUUGUCAUCCAGCCCCCACC
Molecule: messenger RNA, 3529 nt
Organism: Condylura cristata (star-nosed mole)
Lineage: Eukaryota; Metazoa; Chordata; Mammalia; Eulipotyphla; Talpidae
Gene: NLRX1
Product: NLR family member X1
Exons: 10
Coding region: 230-3157 (975 amino acids)
Biological process (GO): negative regulation of canonical NF-kappaB signal transduction
Cellular component (GO): mitochondrion
Molecular function (GO): protein binding
Source: RefSeq, a predicted model, not a curated record